Messenger RNA from Salvia hispanica, 2667 nucleotides. RefSeq lists its product as uncharacterized. Lineage: Eukaryota; Viridiplantae; Streptophyta; Magnoliopsida; Lamiales; Lamiaceae. The record is from RefSeq and is a predicted model, not a curated record.
UCCCUUUACUUUACUUUUCACAGGCAUUCUCUGAGUAAAGCGAAUAAAAGCCUAGGGUUCCAACUUUUUCUCCCAUGAGCCACUGAUUAUCAGCAGUUUCUCCACAUUGUUUCCCUUCUACUUCACGUUCACUCGCUCAAAGUUUCAAUUUUUCACCUAUUUUGGUGAUUUAAUCGACUUUUCGCCUUGCUUGCUGGUGCAAUUCUUCUUCAAUUUUGGAGGGAGUUAGUUGCUUUAAGGGGGUCAAGAAAGCGAAAAUGCCGUGAGUUCAUUUAUUGGGAUUUUUUGCUUUUUUGGGAGACGUACAUGUGAAGCUUAAUUGUGGUGUUUUAAGUAUGAUUUCGUUGCUAAUUUUCCAACUUGGAGCUGUUGAAUCCUUUAUUUAACUCUGUGGAGAAGGAAUAUUCUGGAUCUUUUGUCGCUCUUGUUUAUGCCACUUUGUUUGCUCAGACUCUGUCGAUUCGCAAUUGGGAUCGCUUUUGCCGACUUAUAGUAGCUGAGACUAAGUUAGAUUUAGGAAAUGCUUUGCAGAUAAGGAGAUGCCGCAUCGCACAUUUUGCGGUUGUGUUUAUUGUUUAUCAGUCAGUACAUUUUAGGGAUUUUAGGCGAUGGAGGAUAUUGGGCUGUUCAAUCAAGGGUGGAAAUGGCUGCAAUCGAAGGACUGUUAUUCUGUAGCGAGGACGGGUCUGAGCUGUUUAAGAGACAAGAUUGGGAUUUUCAAGGAGCGGCAUUGGCCGAUGGUGUGUUGUGGAUGUGCGAAAUUCGGGAGAGGUCUUCUGUUCUUGUUGGUGUAUUGGAAAAACUGCUCUAUUUCUGGAUUCCGGUCUUUUGCUGGGCUCGGAUCGGCGGCUCUGCUUGUCAUAAUGUGGAGUUGCUUCCUGAGCUUGACGUCGAUGUCAUGUCUUCUAUAUGUGCUUCUUAGUAUGGGAGCGGCUGGGGCUGCUGUUCAGUAUUUAGGCUACACUCCUGGAAUUUUUAUUGUGGGGCUGUUUGCCAUUCUAAUUUUAUGGAUGUAUGCUAACUUUUGGAUAACUGGUGCCUUGUUUAUAGUUGGUGGCUAUCUGUUUUCAUUGAAUCACGCGCGGCUGGUGGUGUUUAUGGCAACAUUGUAUUCUAUGUAUUGCGUCAAAAGCCAAGUAGGAUGGCUUGGAGUUUUUCUCGCAAUUAAUCUCGCGUUCCUAUCUAAUGAUGUGUUGAACUAUUUAAUCAAGUGGUGUGAUAAUUUAAGUGAAAGUACUCAUUUUGAGGAGCAUAAGGAAGCUGAUUCAUUUACAGAAGAUGAUUUUUGCACCAAGUGUGAUUACUCUCCUCCUACUGAAGUAGAAACAGAAGAAGAGAAGCUAAAAUCAUGUAAAUCAGCCACUAAGCCUGCUAGUCCUUCACUGAUUGUUGAAAAGCCAAAAGAAGUUGCUUCUAAGGCUGUGGUUAGAGAAGAUGGAAGUUCCCUGAUUGAGAUGCAGAGGAUUUUAAGUAGUGGCAAUCACUACGAAGCCCUUGGGUUUCUCCGCCAUAAGAAGAUUGAUGUUAUAUUAUUGAAGAAGGAAUACCGGAAAAAGGCCAUGCUUGUGCACCCCGACAAAAAUAUGGGAAGUCCACUUGCAAGUGAAUCAUUUAAGAAACUUCAAUGUGCAUAUGAGGUUCUUUCUGAUGCUGUGAAGAAGAGGGACUAUGACGAGCAGCUCAAAAAAGAAGAAUCAAAGUUUGUUAUGCAGAAAUCAGCUAGCACAUCUUAUCAGACAACUGAUUUUUGCUCUGAGGAGUCAAGGCGCAUACAGUGCACGAAGUGUGGCAAUUCUCAUAUUUGGGUUUGUACAAACAGAACCAAGGCGAAAGCUAGAUGGUGUCAGGAUUGCUGCCAGUAUCAUCAAGCUAAAGAUGGCGAUGGAUGGGUUGAGAACAAGGGCUCACUUGUGUUUGAUCGGCUGCAAAAGGUGGAAAUACCUCGUGCUUUUGUAUGUGCUGAAAGCAAGAUUUUUGAUGUGUCGGAGUGGGCUACAUGUCAGGGAAUGUCUUGCAGAGCCAACACCCACAGGCCGAGUUUCCAUGUAAACAUGGUUGGAUUGGAGAAGUCAACUCAGAGGUCAAAAUCGAGCCGGUAUCCAUGGGAUUUGGACGCUGAGAUGACUGACGAAGAGGAUGAAUUUGAUAUGUGGCUCCAGCAAGCCCUGGCGGCCGGACUGUUUUGUGAAACUUCAAAACGUAGGAAAAGCUGGAGUCCCUUCAAUAAGAAAGGAAAAAACCAGUGGCGCAGAUCGUCUUAGAAGGGCAAGUUUUGUUGUAGACUUGAGUAAUCGGCAUCUAUCUUGUUUCCACCCAUGCACGUCUCCAUACAGUGUCGAACGAGGGAAUCGUACCCGGAAAGCUUCUAGCAGGUGAAAAUGUGGAUCAAGAAUGUGAGGACUGCUUUCCUUGCAAGGUUGAAUCAUGUAAAUAACCAGGAUUCGUCUAGUUUUUUCGCACGUUACACGCCGGCUUUUGCUGCAUUCUUGAGCUUAAGAAUGAAAUUUGGAGGAAUAGCAGAAGUGGUUUGAUUUGGUGCAGCUUGUUUGUGUACACAUUUGCUCACAAGUGUAACCAUUUGAGCAGAUGCAAUAAAGUGAAUAGUAGAAUUAGCAUCUCUCACCUAAAUGCUGUCUGUGUUAUCAAAAUUCAUUGAUUUUAUGGUCA